AUGCCCAAGCUGUACAACGGAGUCUACAGUGGCCAGUGCGGCGCCCUCUCGCCGCCGGACCUGAUGGAGGCCCAACCGAAGCUCAUUCCCAAGCCCAGGAGCAACAGCAGCGGCAGCAAUAGCCGGAACAGCAAGUAUUGGAUAUUCUCCAUGAUAAUCGAGCGCAGUGCGGGUCCCAAGCGCAUAGAAAUCGAUGGCGAUGAUGCGGACACUCCGCUGGAGGCCAUCCUGCCCGCGGAGCCGCCGGCGGAGGUCUGCCUUUUGCGUGACAGCCCCUUCAGGAUAUUGCGGGCGGCCGAGUCCGGGAACCUGGACGACUUCAAGCGCCUCUUCAUGGCGGACAACUCGCGCAUCGCUUUAAAGGAUGCCAAAGGACGAACGGCGGCCCAUCAGGCGGCUGCCCGUAAUCGAGUUAAUAUUUUGCGUUAUAUUCGCGACCAGAACGGAGACUUUAAUGCAAAGGAUAAUGCCGGCAACACGCCGCUCCACAUUGCUGUGGAGAGCGAUGCCUACGAGGCGUUGGAUUACCUGCUGUCCAUUCCGGUGGACACUGGAGUGCUUAACGAGAAGAAGCAGGCGCCUGUGCACCUGGCCACCGAGCUGAACAAGGUCAAGUCGCUGCGGGUGAUGGGUCAGUACCGGAACGUGAUCGACAUCCAGCAGGGCGGAGAACAUGGACGCACCGCCCUCCACCUGGCGGCCAUCUACGACCACGAGGAGUGCGCUCGCAUCCUGAUAACCGAGUUCGAUGCAUGUCCACGUAAGCCCUGUAACAAUGGUUAUUAUCCCAUACACGAAGCGGCCAAGAAUGCCAGCUCCAAGACAAUGGAGGUCUUCUUUCAGUGGGGCGAACAGCGGGGCUGCACUCGCGAGGAAAUGAUAUCCUUCUACGAUUCCGAGGGCAAUGUGCCACUCCACUCGGCGGUGCACGGCGGCGACAUCAAGGCGGUGGAGCUGUGCCUUAAGUCCGGCGCCAAGAUAUCCACCCAGCAACAUGAUCUCUCAACGCCAGUGCACCUGGCCUGCGCUCAGGGCGCCAUUGACAUAGUGAAGCUGAUGUUUGAGAUGCAGCCCAUGGAGAAGCGCAUCUGUUUGAGCUGCACGGACGUGCAGAAGAUGACGCCGCUGCACUGCGCCUCCAUGUUCGAUCACCCGGACAUAGUGUCCUAUUUGGUGGCCGAGGGUGCGGACAUUAAUGCUUUGGACAAGGAGCACCGCUCGCCGCUGCUCUUGGCCGCCUCGCGCAGUGGCUGGAAGACAGUGCACCUGCUCAUCCGCCUGGGAGCCUGUAUUAGCGUGAAGGAUGCUGCCGCCCGUAAUGUGCUGCACUUUGUCAUUAUGAACGGCGGCAGGUUGACGGACUUUGCCGAGCAGGUGGCCAAUUGCCAGACCCAUGCCCAGCUCCAGCUGCUGCUCAACGAGAAGGACAGCAUGGGCUGUUCGCCGCUGCACUAUGCCAGCAGGGAUGGCCACAUUCGCUCGCUGGAGAACCUCAUCCGGCUAGGCGCGUGCAUCAAUCUAAAGAACAACAACAACGAGAGCCCGUUGCACUUUGCCGCCCGCUAUGGUCGCUACAACACGGUGCGCCAGCUCCUGGACUCGGAGAAGGGUUCCUUCAUCAUCAACGAGAGCGAUGGUGCCGGCAUGACCCCGCUGCAUAUCUCCUCCCAGCAGGGACACACGCGGGUGGUGCAGCUGCUCCUAAACCGUGGGGCCCUACUGCAUCGCGAUCACACCGGUCGCAAUCCCCUUCACCUGGCGGCCAUGUCUGGAUACACCGAGACCAUUGAGCUACUGCACUCGGUGCACUCGCAUCUGCUUGAUCAGGUGGACAAGGAUGGGAACACGGCUCUCCACCUGGCCACCAUGGAGAACAAGCCGCACGCUAUCUCCGUUUUGAUGUCCAUGGGCUGCAAGCUGGUGUACAAUGUCCUGGACAUGAGCGCCAUUGACUAUGCCAUCUACUACAAGUAUCCGGAGGCGGCCCUGGCCAUGGUCACACACGAGGAGCGGGCCAAUGAGGUGAUGGCCCUGCGGUCGGACAAGCAUCCCUGCGUGACUCUGGCGCUGAUUGCAUCCAUGCCGAAGGUAUUCGAGGCAGUGCAGGAUAAGUGCAUCACUAAAGCCAAUUGCAAGAAGGACUCGAAGAGCUUCUACAUCAAGUACUCUUUUGCAUUCUUGCAAUGCCCCUUUAUGUUUGCCAAGAUUGACGAGAAAACCGGAGAGUCGAUAAUGACGACGAAUCCCAUUCCGUUGCCGGCAUUGAAUACCAUGGUUACCCACGGCAGGGUGGAGCUGCUGGCCCAUCCUCUAAGCCAGAAGUAUCUGCAGAUGAAGUGGAACUCGUACGGCAAGUACUUUCACCUGGCCAACCUGUUGAUCUACUCGAUAUUCCUGGUCUUUGUGACCAUCUACUCCUCGCUGAUGAUGAACAACAUCGAGCUGAGGGCGGGAAAUAAUAACAAGACGAUGAGCCAGUACUGCAACAUGGGCUGGGAAGAGUUGACUCUGAAUCUCUCCCAGAAUCCGGCGGUUGCCUCACAGAUCCGUUUGGAUUCUUGCGAGGAGCGCAUCAACCGGACCACGGCCAUCGUUUUCUGUGCCAUCGUCAUUGUGGUCUACAUCCUGCUCAACUCAAUGCGGGAACUUAUACAGAUCUAUCAGCAAAAGCUGCACUACAUCUUGGAAACGGUCAACAUCAUCUCCUGGGUGCUGUACAUCUCCGCUUUGGUGAUGGUAACGCCGGCCUUUAAGCCCGACGGAGCCAUCAAUACGAUCCACUAUUCGGCGGCCUCAAUUGCUGUCUUCUUGUCCUGGUUUCGGCUUUUGUUGUUCCUUCAGCGUUUCGAUCAGGUGGGCAUCUACGUGGUGAUGUUCCUGGAGAUCCUGCAGACGCUGAUCAAGGUGCUGAUGGUAUUCUCCAUACUGAUUAUUGCCUUUGGCCUGGCUUUCUACAUACUGCUGUCAAAGAUUAUUGACCCCCAACCGAACCACUUGUCCUUCUCCAACAUACCCAUGUCCCUGCUGCGUACCUUCUCGAUGAUGCUGGGCGAGCUGGACUUUGUGGGCACCUAUGUGAACACCUACUAUCGCGACCAGCUGAAAGUACCCAUGACCUCCUUCUUGAUUCUGAGCGUCUUUAUGAUCCUUAUGCCCAUUCUCCUGAUGAACUUGCUUAUCGGUUUGGCCGUUGGCGACAUUGAAUCGGUGCGUCGCAAUGCCCAGCUAAAGCGCCUGGCCAUGCAGGUGGUUCUCCACACGGAGCUGGAGCGCAAGCUACCCCAUGUCUGGCUGCAGCGAGUGGACAAAAUGGAGCUAAUCGAGUAUCCCAAUGAGACCAAGUGCAAGCUCGGCCUCUGCGACUUUAUUUUGCGCAAGUGGUUCUCUAAUCCAUUUACUGAGGAUUCCUCCAUGGACGCCAUAUCCUUUGACAACAACGACGACUAUAUAAACGCCGAGCUAGAGCGUCAGCGACGCAAGCUGCGUGACAUUAGCCGCAUGCUGGAGCAGCAGCAUCACCUGGUGCGUCUUAUUGUCCAGAAGAUGGAGAUCAAGACCGAGGCGGACGACGUGGACGAGGGCAUAUCCCCCAAUGAGCUGCGCUCGGUCGUUGGGCUGGGAUCGGCUGGCGGGAAUCGUUGGAACUCGCCGCGCAUCCGGAACAAGCUGAGGGCCGCCUUGAGCUUCAACAAGAGCAUGUAG
Messenger RNA from Drosophila kikkawai, 3702 nucleotides. Lineage: Eukaryota; Metazoa; Arthropoda; Insecta; Diptera; Drosophilidae. The record is from RefSeq and is a predicted model, not a curated record.